Molecule: messenger RNA, 2338 nt
Organism: Brassica rapa (field mustard)
Lineage: Eukaryota; Viridiplantae; Streptophyta; Magnoliopsida; Brassicales; Brassicaceae
Product: subtilisin-like protease SBT3.18
Biological process (GO): proteolysis
Molecular function (GO): serine-type endopeptidase activity
Source: RefSeq, a predicted model, not a curated record
AUUCGGUUUAGUUUUGCUAAAUUGCUAAUCAGCUAUCAUAAAACCGGUUUGUAAAUUGACUUUAUUACAAAACAAAACCGGUUAAGCUUAACCGGGAAGUUAUUAUAGAAAUGAACCAGGUCAUAACGGUUUUCAAGAGCCGAAGCUUGAAGCUGCACACAACAAGGAGUUGGGACUUCUUAGGUCUCACCGUCGACAACACCGGCCAUACUCCUCCGCCGCAGCUCGCCUAUGGCUCCGACGUCAUCGUCGGAGUCUUUGACACUGGUCUCUUCUCUAUCUCGAUAUCUUCCUUGUUUCAGAGCUCUCUUAAUCUUAAAAUCUGUUACUUUCGAUUAGGGAUUUGGCCGGAAUCGGAGAGUUUUAAGGAACCGCCGGAGGCGAAACCGAUACCUUCGUCGUGGAAAGGAAAAUGCGUCGGAGGAGACGUACGUUGCAACCGCAAACUCAUCGGCGCUCGAUUUUACCUCAAAGGAUUCGAGGAGGCGUACGGGGAGGUCGACCGCACGCGAGAUCGGGAAUACAGAUCGCCGCGCGAUCGCCUCGGUCACGGCACGCAUACAGCUUCCACCGCCGUCGGAUCCGUUGUUUCCAUCGUCUCCGGGUUCGCCGGCGGCGUCGCUCGAGGCGGAGCUCCGUCGGCGAGAUUGGCGGUGUACAAGACGUGCUGGGGGAAGGACUUCGAAGGGGUUUGCACGGAGGCUGAUAUAUUGGCGGCUUUCGACGACGCGGUUCGCGACGGUGUGGAUGUGAUCUCGGCGUCUUUUGGUUCGUCGCCGCCUUUGACGCCGUUUUUUGAGUCGAGUGCUGAUGUUGGAGCUUUUCAUGCUGCGGAGAGGGGGAUUAGUGUUGUUUUCUCCGGUGGGAAUGAUGGGCCUGAUCCUGGGCUUGUUCAGAACGUUGCUCCUUGGGCGGUUUCUGUUGCUGCUUCGACGAUGGAUCGGAGUUUCCCCACAAACAUUGUUAUCGACGGUGGUUUCACUCUCACGGGGCAGAGCUUGGUUUCUCAGGAGAUCAUUGGUACAUUAGCUCUUGCAACAACGUAUUUUGAUGGAGGGGUUUGCAAAUGGGAGAACUGGUUAGAGAAACUAGCCAAUAAGAAGAUAAUUCUUUGCUUCGCUAGUUUGGGUCCUGUUCAGUUCAUCGAAGAAGCGCAAGCUGCUGCCAUAAGAGCAAACGCAUCAGCGCUUAUAUUUGCAGCCUCACCUACUAAACAGCUUGUCGAAGAAGUAGACAAGGUCCCAACAGUUCGUGUCGAUAUCAUUAGUGGGACUAGGAUCAGGAACUAUCUUGCUCGUUCGCCUACAGUGCCAGUGGUGAAAGUUGGACCGAGCAAAACUGUUAUUGGAGAGAUUACAGCACCUGCUGUUGCAUAUUUCUCCUCGAGAGGACCUAGUUCACUAUCACCUGAUAUUCUCAAGCCAGAUAUUACAGCGCCUGGCAUUGGGAUAUUGGGAGCAUGGCCUCCUAAAACUCCACCUACACUGUUACCAGGAGACCACCGAUCUGUUGAGUGGAACUUCCAGUCUGGAACGUCAAUGUCAUGUCCUCAUGUGGCUGGAGUUAUGGCACUUCUCCAAUCUGCUCACCCUGACUGGUCACCAGCUGCAAUCAGAAGCGCCAUCAUGACCACAGCGGGUACAAGAGACACGAGCAAUGACUUGAUCCUCUCUGGUGGUUCAAUGAAACCCACUGACCCGUUUGAUAUCGGUGCUGGACAGAUAAACCCUUUGAAAGCAAUGGAUCCUGGUCUGGUUUACAAUACCAAAACCGAAGACUACGUUCUCUUCUUGUGCAACAUUGGCUACACUGAUCAACAAAUCAAGUCCAUGCUUCUUCUCCACUCAGAAUCUUCCACAACAUGCCUUCCCUCUCACUCGUACCGAACCAAUGCUGAUUUCAACUAUCCAUCUAUUACCAUACCGAGCCUGAGAUUCACUAGGACCAUAAAACGUACUGUAAGCAACGUUGGUCCAAACAAAAACACUGUUUUUUUCGUAGACAUUGUUAGACCAGUGGGAGUGGAAGUUGAAGUCUGGCCGCGGAUUCUGGUGUUCUCCAAGUGCCAACAAGAACACUCGUAUUAUGUUACAUUCACGCCAACCAAGACAUCCUCUGGUCGGUAUGUGUUUGGAGAGAUCAUUUGGACAAAUGGGUUCCAUCAAGUUAGAAGUCCGUUGGUUGUGUGCUUAAGCAACAGUGGUUUUGUUGCAAAGUAGUUGAGAAAGAAUAUGUAACGUCGGGCUCACGUUAAAAGAGACGGUGUGUUCUCAUCGCUAUGUACUUUACCGAUGGAUAUAACAUUCUAUUAUGAGAAAGCCUGGUCCGUUUUAAUUUA